AUGCAGCUCGGAUCUCUCAUCCUCACGGCCUUCCUGGGGCAACUGCUGGCAGCUGCAGGAGGAGCCCAGGUACAGCAGCAGCAGAUGGCAGAGACCACCGAGGGCACCGGCAUCAACAUCAACUGCUCACACCCCAAUAUUCAGGGGAACAUGAACCUUCAGUGGUAUCGUCAGCUUCCAGACCAGGCACCGCAUCACAUUGUGACAGGUUUCACCGGAGAUAAACCAGUGCAGGUCCCGCCGGGGCGGCUGUGGGUGUCGGCAGAGCGCCGCUCCAGCGCCCUGUGGCUCGCCCGGCCCCGGCGCGGGGACGCGGCGGUGUAUUACUGCGCCCUGGGAGACACGGGGAGAGGAGCCGGGGCUGCGGCCGGGCAGGAACCGGCGCGGGCGGGGCCGGGCGUGUGUGUCGGGGCCGGGGGGACAGCCCCGGACGGGACCGCCAGGGGGCGCUGCCGCUCCGCCCGCCGGGGCCGCCUCGCCCCAAACGGCCCCAACCGGCUUCUCGCCCCUCGCCGCCUCCCCUGCCCGACCGGCCCCGACAGUGGCAACCCCGCACUCCUAGCGGGACGCACACAGAAAUCCCCCGCCACACUGCUGCCGCCGCCGGGGCAGGAAUCGCGCACGGAGCGGUCGCGGUGUCUGGCGGGGCCCGGUCAUGCCCAAAAGGACUCUGUGCUCCAGUUCCCAGCAGAAAUGACCAUCCAGGUGGGACACAAGGCAACUCUGCACUGCAAUUUCUCCACCAGCGAUUCCAAUCCCUAUGCCUUCUGGUACCAGCAGCACCAGACACAGUCCCCUCAGAUGCUGCUAUGGGAAAACCAGCAGUGCUCAACUGGGAGGAACCCCUAUGUCCCCGAGUUCAUGCUGGUUUCUCUGUCCAACAACUGGGCUGCAGAGUGCUUCAACACUCCACAGACACAGUUCUCCCCCAAAAGCAAGGAAUGA
Chroicocephalus ridibundus (black-headed gull) is the source of this 945-nucleotide messenger RNA. RefSeq lists its product as uncharacterized. The transcript is spliced from 5 exons. NCBI's taxonomy places the organism in Eukaryota, Metazoa, Chordata, Aves, Charadriiformes, Laridae. Bases 1 to 945 code for a protein of 314 amino acids. Gene Ontology annotation, biological process: response to bacterium. The record is from RefSeq and is a predicted model, not a curated record.